CACAAUAGCCGGGAAGAAGCACAGUGGUCGCGACGCGGGCCGCAGCUCCCCUCCAAUCGUGUGUAGGCUGCCCCCACCCGGCGGCCGGGCCGACCCGCGGCCGGCAGACACACACGCGCCACACUCACUGCGCCAGCAGCGACCGCGUGGCUUUUGCCCCUACGACUGCGAGCAGCGACUCGGUGCCCGCGGCUGUGCGACUGUGUGUGUUGUGUGACUGACAGCAGCGGCAUGGCGCUACCAGCCGGCGCAGGACGCGAGUGAUAUGUUCGGUGCUUAGGUGUCUGGCGCGCGUGUGUAUGUGAGAGCGGACAGUGGACAGCUACGGCGCCUCUUGGAUGAGUCAGACUCUGGCCUGUAACAUGAGCAUGGAUUCGGUGAUGGACUCGUCGUCGACGAACAGCGAGCACAGCAGCAACGCGUCCUCGGCGUCGCCGCCGGUGGUGAUCAAGCCGCCGCUGACGCCGCCCCCGCAGCCGCCGCCCCCGCCGCCACCGCAGCAGCACAGCCCGCUGAGCAUGGUGCGGCACCCCGGAAGCCCACCGGGGGCGGCGCCGCCCACUCCGGGCCAGCAGCUGAGCCCGCCGCCCGUGUCGACGCCGAGCGCGAUGGGCGGCGGAGGCCCGCUGUCCCGCAUGCCGCCGCUGCCGCCGCCCAGCCUGGGGCUGCUCAACAGCCUGGGCGGCGCCGGGCUGAUGCACCACUCGCCGCUGGACCUGAUGGCCGCCGCCCACCACGGCGCCGGCGGCCCUCCGCGGUCCUACAACUCGCCGCCGCCCAUCUCGACGUCGGACCCGACGGCCAACGAGUGCAAGCUGGUGGACUACCGCGGCCAGAAGGUGGCCGCCUUCAUCAUCGCGGGCGACACCAUGCUGUGCCUGCCGCAGGCGUUCGAGCUGUUCCUCAAGCACCUGGUGGGCGGCCUGCACACCGUCUACACCAAGCUGAAGCGCCUCGACAUCGUGCCGCUCGUCUGCAACGUGGAGCAGGUGCGCAUCCUGCGAGGCCUCGGCGCCAUACAGCCGGGCGUCAACCGCUGCAAGCUGCUCUCCUGCAAGGACUUCGACGUGCUGUACCGCGACUGCACCACCGCCAGGCCUGGGCGGCCGCCGAAGCGGGCGUCGGUGGGGCUCAGCAUCGCCGCCUCGCACCUGGCGCCGCACCACCACGCGCUCAAGAAGCACCGCCUCGACAACGGCGACUACCCCGGCUACGAGAACGGACACCUCGCCGAGCCGCCGCGCAUGGAGAAGUCUCCGCUGCUGGCCAACGGGUACAACCAGCCGCCGACGCAUCUCAACCACAUGCAGUUCCUGCCGCUCAACCACCACCCCGCGGCGGCGCACACGGCCAUCCUGUCGCCCGCGGGGAUGCCGCACCACGGCAUGCAGCGCGCCGACGGCUCCAUCAUCAAGGGCCAGCCCGCCAUGCCCGGCAUGGAGGCCAUCGCCAGGUCCGGUAUUUGGGAAAACUGUCGGGCUGCCUACGAAGACAUCGUCAAACAUCUAGAAAGGCUCAGAGAAGAGCGCGGCGAGACGGAACGGGCCCUGGCGUUGGACCAUAAGGUGCGGGACCUCAGUUCGCACAACGGCUCGAGCAACGGCCACUCGCCCGUGCUGAACCUGAGCAAGAGCGGCGCGGGCUCCGGCGGCGAGCACUCGGGCAGCGAGGCGGGACACACGGCCGAGCCCGACGACGAGGAAGACGACGAGAACGUCAGCGACGUCGACGACGACGACGACAAGGACGCGGGCGAGCUGAGCGACGCGGGUGAGAUGGCGGGCCCGCAUCCGGGCUCGGAGUCUCCGCACGCGCUCAACUACUCUGCGCUGGGCGCCGCCGGGGUGCCCACCGCGGAGGGAGUCUCCUCCACAGAGACGCUGCUGCGGAACAUCCAGGGCCUGCUCAAGGUCGCCGCCGACAACGCGCGCCAGCAGGAGCGGCAGAUCAACUACGAGAAGACCGAACUGAAGAUGGACGUUCUGAGAGAACGCGAGGUUAAGGAGAGCCUGGAACGCCAGUUGCUGGACGAGCAGAAGAUAAGGGUGCUGUACCAGAAGCGGCUGAAGAAGGAGCGCAAGGCGCGCCGGCGGCUCCAGGAACAGCUGGAACUGGAGAUGAAGCGGCGGGCGCAGCUGGAGGAGGCUCUGAAGGCGAGCGGCGCCGCGCCGGACACGCUGCGGGUGCUCAGCACCUCGUCGCUGCAGUCCGCCAAGCCAGAGGGCAGCGGCGCCGGCGCCGGCUCUGGCGGGGAACACCGCGUGCCCGCCGACCAAUCGGAGCCCGCCUACCCCCGGCAGCCGCCCGCGCACGUGCCGGAGCCACCUAGCGAGAAGCAGUGGAACUACUCGGGACUGGACCUGAUGGGCUCCGGGGCGGCGUUCUGGCAGAACUACUCCGGUCAGUACCAGUACCACAAAUACUUGCCGGCGGUGACGGAGUCUUUGGCACAGGAGCUCGAGUUAGAGAGAAAAUCGCGCCAACAGCAACAACAGCAGCAACAGCAACAGCAACAGCAGCAGCAACACGCCGAGAGGGACGUCAAGUCGCCCCUGCAAGAAUCACGUGCUGGAUACUACAAGAAUUCAGUUCUGUUCACGAGCGCAACCUAGUUCGGCCAGUGGGGGCAGUAACGUACCAUCCACCAGCUGGACGCCGGUUACGUCUUACGAUGAUUGUGUUGCCUUUGAUUUUUGCGACAGUGUUAAUGCAACUUAACGCUACAUAGUGAUUUUGCGAAAACAGAAGAGGGAAGUUAGUAGAUCUCACAGUUUUAACGUAGGUACGAGUUUAGUGGUAAGCACUGCCUCAGUACGGGAAGAAAGACAUCUUGUUUUUAAGUCUGAGAAGAAACGGAAGCAUAGAACUCUGUAACUACAGUGUGAAAUCGUACGCCACCGCAAGUGCCGACCAACAAAUUGGACACACAGUGGCUUAGCGUAUGGUGUUAUAUGGACUGUGGGUUAGCUGAAAGCGUUUCCAGUUGAUAUGAUUUGGUUCCACAGGCGACUUACUAUUCAGUUCGAUGAAACGCAGAGACAACCAAACAGUGAAACAUGUAUUUAUCAGAUUAACAUUUAUUUAUUUAUUUCACGAUGUGUUUUCCACCGACGGAUACGACGAGAUGUCUUGAUACGUACAUUAAAGGGCCCCUGUGAAGGUUGCAAUUGCUUGCUGCUAAUUGUAACACUUGUACUGGGGCCGGGAAAGGCAUGCGGACUUAAGAAAUAGCGUUGCCGAGUGGUUGUAAACAGAAAAAAUUUUUACGUGACUGUUAUUAUUAUGAAAUACUUAAGUUAUAAAGAAGGCUGUUACAUGCAUUGUCGGUAAAACUCUCGUUUUACUUACACAGCAAAGGCUGGUUAGAAGUAAUAAAAUGCAUUGAAAUGUUUAACAUGUUUUCAAGCUUUUCCUACUUAACGGGCGUUGAUUGAUUGUGCUUAAGUUUUGGAGAUGAACUAUUGCGUCCGAUUUCUAAGAACUAGUAGCAGAUGGAGACCACAUAUCGUAGAAGCUCUUGAAACUGGUUCUAGAUUUUCGGGAAGGUGAUGUGUAAUGAAUAUAUCUACGAGACAGAACUAAUACAACUGACUGUAUGAAUAUAAUAACAUACUUAUUAAUUAUAACUUAUUAUACAUCUUUUAAACACUGUGUGAGUGGAAAGACGACUUGUGAAGGUGACUUUCUGUAUGACAGUGCAAAUUAAAUUAGAUAGCUUACCUGGAUUGUGAAAGUUGAAGUAGUUACUGUUCAAAUGCAAGAGCGAAAUAAACUGCAAAUUAAAGCAUUCUGCAGUUAAUAAGAGGGAUAUCUGACAUCCUUCAACUGCAUACUUGAUGUGUACAAAAAAAUUAAAAUGUGUGAAUGGGAUGAUAAAUUUCGUUCAGAAAAGAUUUUAUGUAGCUAUUUAUGAUUGAGUGAAAAGAGGCAUAUUGAAAUGAUUGUGAACUUGAUUUUAAUGUAAUACACACGAAUCAUCUUGUAGUAAAUAAUUACAAUAUUAUCUAUAUUACAAAUAUAUAUAAACAAAGUAAUAGGCUUCGUAAUUCCUUGUAAAUGGUUGUUAUUACAUGCAUUUAAAUGAGUAAAAGGAACAAAUUCUCUUUGUACAUGGUAGUAUUUCAUAAAACAAAACUGGCUUCUUAUUUCUAAAACCCAUUCUUCAGAUAUCUGCCGUAGUAAUGUAAAACAUUAUCCUCUGUAUAUUGUCAGUGUUGCACAAUAACAGUCUAGUAUUAAAUAGAGGAACUGUAAUUAAUUGUAUGGGAUUUUGAGCAUGCUGUUAUAAUUUUCCAUAGUUUCAUCUACUGCAUGUCUAAGGUUUAACACCCAACAUUAACUUAUGGUACACAGUAUAAGAAAACUAUCAGUCAAAACAAAUAAUAAUCCGAAAGCGCGAAAGUAAUAACUUUCCAGUAAGGACUGCGUAUUGUUGUACCAUUUGUAAUGUCUGUUUACACAUAGAUUUUUCUACAAGCUUUUGAAAAUAAUUUUAGAACUUCCUUUAUUUAGCUCAUUAUGCUGAGUACUGGUACUUUAAUGUUUAUUCUUUAUGAUUUUUAUAAUUUCUCUCAAAUUAGGCAAAUUUAGUUCUGAUUCUAAAACCAUAUAAGUAUAUAAUAC
Messenger RNA from Schistocerca americana (American grasshopper), 4623 nucleotides. It is a transcript of the gene dac, whose product is annotated as dachshund homolog 1. The transcript has 13 exons. NCBI's taxonomy places the organism in Eukaryota, Metazoa, Arthropoda, Insecta, Orthoptera, Acrididae. The coding region runs from base 339 to 2612 and encodes 757 amino acids. The record is from RefSeq and is a predicted model, not a curated record.